AUGCUGGACAGCAACGGGUACUCGGACAUCUACCUAGAGGCUCCCUCUGACCUGAUCAGGGAGGUGAAACCAUAUGAAAGAUCAGGGGCCUGCGAGGCAAUCGAUAGAUAUAACAGAGACGUCCCGAACCUUAUGAGCGGAACUGCCAAGGUCAGACUUAUUAAGACGCUUGACUUGACCACCAUUGAGUCUAUUGUUCUGCACUUUAUGAUGCCUCACUUUGUGAUCAACGUCUGA
This is a messenger RNA of Colletotrichum spaethianum, 237 nucleotides long. RefSeq lists its product as uncharacterized. The transcript has a single exon. The record is from RefSeq and is a predicted model, not a curated record. The coding region runs from base 1 to 237 and encodes 78 amino acids. NCBI's taxonomy places the organism in Eukaryota, Fungi, Ascomycota, Sordariomycetes, Glomerellales, Glomerellaceae.